AUGGAAGAGCGGUGCAAUGCGGCAGGGCAGACUAACCGACCCCGGACCGAGCAGGAGGGGCCAAGCAUGCAACAACUAGGGCGCACUGGAGAACCAGGAGAAGCCUGUGAGGCCAAAAAUCGGGGCAACGCGGCCAUCAGAGACAUAGGCAUGAUUUCCGGAGGUCCCACUAAUGGAGAUUCAGGUCGGGGACGCAAGUCUCAUGAGCGCCAGUGGGAGAUCCAUGCUGUAGGGUGUAGCCAAGAGCAGGCUGCUGGCCCUAUCAUCAGCUUCGGACCGCAAGAUCUUGAAGGACUGGAGCUGCCCCAUGAUGAUGCCCUCAUCAUCAAAGCUAUUAUAGCUAACAACCGAGUGGCCAGAGUCUUCGUAGAUACUGGAAGCUCUGUAAAUGUCAUGUUCAGGUCGGCUUUUGAAGAAAUGCAGAUUGACACCAGUGAGCUCGAGCCGGUGGCCACUUCUCUAUAUGACUUUACUGGUAAUGAAGUAAGGCCCAUGGGUCAGAUCAAACUGGCCAUAUCCUUGGGAAGCGAGCCAUUGGUCAGAACCAGGAGGAGCACCUUCCUUGUAGUUGACUCGCCCUCUUCUUACAACGUCAUUUUGGGUCGACCGGCCUUGUAUGAAUUCCGGGCGACGAUUUCUACAUUUCGUCAGAAAAUCAAAUUCUCGGUCGGUGAGCAUGUCGGGGAAGUUCGGGGGGAGCAGAGGGUAUCUCGAUGA
Molecule: messenger RNA, 717 nt
Organism: Zingiber officinale
Lineage: Eukaryota; Viridiplantae; Streptophyta; Magnoliopsida; Zingiberales; Zingiberaceae
Exons: 1
Coding region: 1-717 (238 amino acids)
Source: RefSeq, a predicted model, not a curated record